AUGAGAGUUUUGAUCGUUUUUUCUGCCUUAGCCGGCUUGUGUCAGGCCAUUGUCGUCGCCCCACGACAAGCUGUCAGUCCUUCAGAAGUUGCUGUCACAUCGACCAGCCUCAGUAUAGUCACAAACACCAUUACCACUGCCUAUCCGAUUAUCACUACAGCGACGACCUGUAGUGUCGAUAGUAUAGUCCCAAAAGGCCCCACUUACUCAGCCGGCGCGGUUUGGUCCCUGCCCGGAGGCAAUUACUAUUCUCAGCAAUGUGGUGCAUCGCUCAUCGGUGGAACCGUUAUUCGUGCCUAUGUCGAACCUAUCGGAGCUGCUGCCACUUCUAUCUGUGUAUCCUUCUGCAACGCUCUCAACAAUCUGAAAACAGCUGCCAGUUCAUGUAACGGAAUUGCGUUUACCACCGUUGGUGCUCUUUACGAGUGCUUCUUGCAAAAUGGACCAGUCACUCAAGCACCAGCUCCUUCAAAUGUUUUCAACAUUGUACAAUAUACAACCAAUCCUUGUGUUGUCACGAGCACUGCGUUACAAACGGACAUUUCUUACGAGACAGUUACGUCUACGAUUGAAGUCGUCUAUACUUCGACUGUCAGCACCUCAGUCGUCAUCAUUCCUUCGGCUACUACAACCACCAGUACUAGUACUUCAGAAGUUCCUUCAGUCUCGGCAACCAUCAGUACUUCUGAAACUCCAUCUGCAGCCGGAACCACGAGUACAUCUGAGAUUUCUUCGGCCGCUGCCAGUACCUCCGUCAUUGUCAUUUCCUCGACCGAUACAACCACCAGUACUUCCGAAACCCCCUCCGCAGCAUCCACAACUCUAAUCCCUACCCUCUCUCCUCCCAACGCAACCAUCAUUACUUCUCAAACCCCCUCAGCAGCUCCAACCUUAGCAUACACCAAUUCCUCCACCUCUAUCUUUAUCUCCAUAACCACCUCCCAAACCCUCUCCUCAGCAAUCCCGACCUUGAUAUUCACCAACUCCUCCAUCCCCAUCUCCAUCUCUACAACCACUAGUUCCGCCGCAGCCGCAUCUACCAGUACUGCUGGCGAUGACGAUAACGACGACGACGAUGAUGAUGAUGAUGUCUGUUAUUAUGACGAUGAGGAAGGUGAGGAAGUGGAUGAUUAUUAG
Messenger RNA from Botrytis byssoidea, 1137 nucleotides. RefSeq lists its product as uncharacterized. The transcript has a single exon. The record is from RefSeq and is a predicted model, not a curated record. NCBI's taxonomy places the organism in Eukaryota, Fungi, Ascomycota, Leotiomycetes, Helotiales, Sclerotiniaceae. The coding region runs from base 1 to 1137 and encodes 378 amino acids.